UGGACAUCAGUCAUAUGUGACCACGGCCGUCCCCAGUCGUAUCCUUGAGGAAUGGUAUACUUGACCGUGGGUCAAGAUGAAGUACUGGACACAACUUCUUUUCCUGUCAGUCGUCGUGACCACCUACAGCGACAUCUCCGCACAAAAUGUCACCACAGAGGGGACAGAGACGGUGUCAACUGUUUCGAUACAUAGAGAAGUUCGCCCAGUGUCUUUUGGCCUUCCCGCUUCUCAAAGCGCUGGAAUUCAAACAGCAUCUACAACUUCUUUGACACCAACAACAACGACGACAGCUAGACAAUGUCCACCGGGUGAGAGAUGGAACAGACCCAGGACAGUCAGCUUCCUGGAGUGUCUGUGUGAGGUGGGAGGCGCGGACCAUCAGCCAUGUAUCCUCAGACUCAGCAACGUCCUGGGAGCCUUUUCCGGAAUGGUCAUACCGGCCAUUCUUCCUCGACUGACCGGCACCGACGUCGGCUUCCUCUAUCUCUGGACAUUUGAGGGCUUUCAGUGCAACCCCUUCAUGGGGAUGGGUGGUUUGAGCAUUGCGUGUUACCAUGACGUCGGAAAUUCCCCUUUCUCCAGAGACUGUCGUUUCAGCAGGUCCCGUUAUUUCUGUGAGUUGCUGAUUUGCAUCGACACCGUCCUCGGCGACACAAGGAGUGCCCCGCAAGACUUCCUCAACUGUGUACGGAGGAUAGCCGUACCUAUCAACAACACGCCAGUCAACUCAUGGCCGCCACCCCGAACACCCCACCCACCUAUCAUCAUCACCCAACGACACACAACCACCACAGAAGAACCUGCUGUGACGUCAUCAUUGCGUCAUGAUGACUCCGACCACGCCAACAACGUUGAUUACGACCACGAUGAACACGGAUCACUGGGCGAUGAGCACUACAAGUAUGAUAUUAUUCGAAUUGUUGGCGGCGUGUUUGGCGGCGUCAUGACCGGCAUAUUCAUCACCGCUGUCAUCUUCAUCGUCUGCUGGUUUUCGAAACGGAGGAGAGCAAAUUCUACAUCCUCUUCACCUCGGCCCAGGAUGUCAGUCCGUAAACAAGAGUCUGCCAUUUAUGCUGAAGUGGAUGAUAAUGGUUCGGACACCGGCCUCUGCAAUGCUGGCUAUCUUGCUCGCCAUGCUCCUGAUAUCAUCAGCGUUGUUGGCAACAAGUCCGCAGCCGACGACGCCUCCUACAAUACCCUUAAUAACAUCAACAUCUCCCCGGGGGCACGAGGAUACCUGGGGCGCCCCCUGUCGGUAGACAGUCAACAGUACUCGACUAUAACGGACCAAGACACGUUGUCCAAGCGGUCGUCUCGAAGCAGCGUCUACAACAAGCUUAGAGAGGAUGGGAAGAGCACCGCCAGCGAGCACGUGUACCACCGAGCACAGUUCCCUCCCUAUGAGGAGUACCAACCUGCGGCGGAGGAGUAUGACUGUGGCGCCAAGAAGCACAACAACUGUGAUGGUCCCCAGAAAACCAUCAUGAAGAAACAACCUUCUACCAGCUCUAUAAAGAAGAGGGUGUACUUCACCCUGGAACCGAUGGAGUUCUCGGGAAAGGCGAUCGACAAGAUGUAAAGGCUCUUUGAAGCAUCACUGACACAACGUUAUUGAAUGCUAAGCCCUAGGCAGGAAUUGUCAACAGAGUCUUCAAUGUUUGUGGGAAAGGCUUACCGAAUCAUUUGAAAAAAUACAUUUGGAAAGACGACUUAUACUCACUUACCUUUCGUUUUAACGCCCCUUUGAUAAUGUAGUUACACGGGAAUCCCUCCAUACACCAGACACGCUUUUCUGUUUUUCGAACUCCGUGUACAUGUAGUCAAUAAUGUGCCCAAUUGUUCGUUCAAUGUUUGAACACUUCGAUAUUCGCGUAAUCAGAUGAUUGAUUUUUCCCUUCAGAAUUUGAAUCACCAAAUGUGAUAGGUUUGGGGUCCCGCGAAGGCCCCUGUAUCACAAGCCAACAAAGGCUCAGUUGUCAAAGUCGAUAUACAGAGAAAAGGCCCAGAGGACCCAUCGUGCUUUGGUUCAAUUUCUGGAUUAUCGUUCUUGGUUUGUUAACACCAUAUCGGUGUAUGUGGGUUUCUUCAAAGGUGUUGACGUUAUCUUUGCUGUCCCCUCUCAAUGAUGUAAGCAUCGUAAUUCUAUUGAAACUCGUUUAAAGUGCGCGGUAAACCUCACGCCAUGGAAAGCGUGCUUUUGUCACCUGAACAUCUACAUUGUUAUGCGUCGUGUUUCAGUCACUGGUUUCCGACAGGAUGAUAAAAUCACAUGCCCAGCAACGUGUUGGCGAAAUGGUAUACACAAUAAUAUAACAUACAACACACUAUAUACGCGACUACACGAAACAUACCCACCAAGAUAGCCUGCCUUUUUAGACUACUUUUCUGUUUGAUUGUUACAGUUCAUUCAGAUGAUCUUUACAAUUGGGUAAUGGAUGAUGUUUUACUAUUUCAUUUUUAUGUCUGUUCACUUCUAAUCUGGCUGUGCAAUAUAUACAUCCAUUGCUUCUGUUCUGCGGGCAUAUGUGCAAUGAAUACUGAAUUGUGAAUUAAACAU
Messenger RNA from Haliotis rufescens (red abalone), 2560 nucleotides. RefSeq lists its product as uncharacterized. The record is from RefSeq and is a predicted model, not a curated record. NCBI's taxonomy places the organism in Eukaryota, Metazoa, Mollusca, Gastropoda, Lepetellida, Haliotidae. Bases 77 to 1582 code for a protein of 501 amino acids. The transcript is spliced from 10 exons.